CCAGCAGGACACUGACAUAUCGCAGAAAGUACAGUGAGGAGCAAGACAAGAAAUCAAGGAGCUGGAGAACUGGACUCAGGAGAAAAGAGUCUAAAAGGUGGUAAAUGUGUUGAAUUUAAAUGACAACCAAGAGUUGUGCUUGAUAAUGGUCUUCAGGGACAACAUCUGCUGCAAGCCGAAUCCGGAGAGCAAAAUGCUGGAGAAAAUUAAGAAAGCGCUCACGAUCAGAAACAGAACUGUCAGGGAGGCGCUGGCUGAGGCCUUGGGGACAUUCCUCCUGAUGUUCUUUGGUAUAGGUGGCGUUGCUCAGGUGAUAUUAGGAAAAGGAGAAUUUGGGAAGUAUCUGAGCAUCAACUUGGCAUUUGGAAUUGGCGUGACUAUGGGGAUUCAUGCAGCCGGCGGCAUCUCUGGAGCUCAUAUGAAUGCCUCAAUAAGCUUCACACACUGUGUCUUAGGAAAUCUUCCCUGGAGAAAGCUGCCAGCUUACAUAAUUGGCCAGUUCCUGGGCUCCUUCUUGGCAGCAUCCUUUGUGUUCUGCAUGUACUAUGAUGCACUGUGUGAAUAUUCGGACGGACGCUACAUUGUGACGGGACCUAAUGGCACAGCUGGGAUCUUCGCCACCUACCCUGCUCCGUAUAUGACUCUGCUGGGAGGAUUUGUAAAUGAGUUCCUGGCCACAACGGUGCUCAUGCUGGGCAUUCUUGCCAUCUAUGACAAGAAGAAUAAUGGAGCCCUAGAGGGCACUCAGCCUGUGAUCACUGGGCUCCUGGUGUUAGCGAUCGGCAUGUCAAUGGGAAUAAACACUGGAUAUGCAAUAAACCCCUCCAGGGACCUGCCUCCAAGGAUCUUUACUGCAAUAGCAGGCUGGGGAAUUGAAGUCUUUAGGGCUGGAGAUUACUGGUGGUGGGUCCCAAUUGUAGCUCCAACACUGGGAAGUCUUGCUGGUGCCUUAUCCUACAAACUCCUAAUUGACUUUCACAAUCAGUCUGCCCUGGAAGGCGGAGAUGAGAAAAGAAAGGACGAUUUGCAGACUAACCAUGUGUGAUGUCCAAGUGUUGCUAGGACAAAGCUGGAAAGGAAAGUUCGAUCAGCCACAUGACUUCAUCACUGGAUCAAGUGUUCAACCCUGCCUUCACUGAGCUUUUGUUUUCACACCACUAAUUAAAUAACACUCAAUAACUCAGUGGA
Messenger RNA from Mauremys reevesii (Reeves's turtle), 1188 nucleotides. RefSeq names its product aquaporin-7-like. NCBI's taxonomy places the organism in Eukaryota, Metazoa, Chordata, Testudines, Geoemydidae. Bases 146 to 1045 code for a protein of 299 amino acids. Gene Ontology annotation, cellular component: basolateral plasma membrane; plasma membrane. Gene Ontology annotation, biological process: water transport; glycerol transmembrane transport. The record is from RefSeq and is a predicted model, not a curated record. The transcript is spliced from 7 exons. Gene Ontology annotation, molecular function: urea transmembrane transporter activity; glycerol channel activity; water channel activity.